This is a messenger RNA of Nematocida homosporus, 1182 nucleotides long. RefSeq names its product 26S proteasome regulatory subunit N6. NCBI's taxonomy places the organism in Eukaryota, Fungi, Microsporidia. Gene Ontology annotation, biological process: ubiquitin-dependent protein catabolic process. Gene Ontology annotation, molecular function: structural molecule activity; protein binding. The coding region runs from base 1 to 1182 and encodes 393 amino acids. The record is from RefSeq and is a predicted model, not a curated record. The transcript has a single exon. Gene Ontology annotation, cellular component: proteasome regulatory particle, lid subcomplex.
AUGAACAGUGAUACUUCCUCUCCUUCUCAUUCCCAUCUAAUUCUAACUAGUCCAGAUGCCUUUGCUACUAUUCGCCAAGAAGUCUCUGAGGCAAUUCACCGUAAUGAUGCGCCUUAUAUUCAGAAUACUUUACACGUCAUCGCCAAUAGUAAAGAUAUUUCUAAAGCAUCGGCAGCCAUCUUCUUAAAGAAUACUCUAGAUUUAGUUGAGAAAGAAGGCUUAGAUAAGCAAGAAGUGAUUAAGUUACUUGAUGAAAUGAUUGCCUGGGCUGAACAGAACAAAAGGAAGCUUUUAAGACUUGAUUUCAAAAUGCGCAAAGCUGAGACUCUUCUAGCCCUUAAGGAGUAUAAAGAGUGCUUAGCUUUAAUACUGGAAACAGCUAAGAUUCUUAAGCAAGAAGAUGAUAAGUUAGGUUUAGUUAAGCUGUACUAUCUAGAGAGUAAGGUUUACUAUGAACUGAAGAAUCUUCCUAGAGCUAAAUCAUCACUUACUCAGUCUAAGUCAACUUGUACUUUCGUUUACUGUCCUCCUUUCUUACAGGCUAAGAUAGAUUUACUUAAUGGUGUUUACUUGGCCGAUGAACGUGACUAUAAAACAGCUACUUCGCAUAUUCUUGAAGCUUUAGAAGGGUUUUCAAUGGUUCAGAAUAAGGAGAUGGCUGCUCAAUGUGCGCGGUACUUGAUUCUGAUGAAAAUCAUGGAGAACAAGACUAGUGAGGCUAAGACUUUAAUGGGGCAUAAGUUAGUAGUGCCUUAUCAAAAGGACGUGUGCAUAGAAAUGCUGGGUAAGAUUAAUGAGUGUGUGGCUGAACGUAAUCUUAAAGAUUGCAAUGAGAUUAUUCAAACUAAUAUCAAAAGUAUUUCACAUGAUCAAUUUCUUAUCAAUCAUUUGGUUUAUCUCUGUGAUACUUUGAUUGAUUCCAAUAUUCUUAAGAUUAUUGAGCCUUACUCUAAUGUUAAUGUUGAGUACAUUGGUAAUCAGCUUGGUUUUGAUAUGCCUACUAUUGAGAAUAGAUUGCGCCGCAUGAUUCUUGAUAGUCGGAUAGAUGGAACAAUUGACCAGGAAACCAUGUGUAUUAGCAUUAAGAGACAAGUUAAAGGCUGCCAUAAGGAACAGGCUGAAAUGGAGGACAUACUUAAUGUUCUUUCGGAGGCCACCAAUACCAUCUCGGCAACCAAAUAA